GUCACCUGUCACAUUUGAUAAAUGAAUGUUUUAUGAUUUGUAGGUUAUGUUGUUAUGAAUGUAAAGCACUGAAAAUAAUUUAUUAAUAUACAAAAUGUUAACCAAUAUCUCUCCAAAGUUACGACUGUUUUCAAAGUUUUACUCUACUGCCCUGUCGGUUCCCAAAGAAUCAGUCGUCGAGCCGAGGAAGUUGCUGUUUCCCCCAAAAUACAAAAAACCGAGACAAGUGUGGCUGGAAAAUUUGGACACCAUUGAUGAGCAGAAGCUUGGCAUCCUAGAGCUACACCCUUCCGUAUUUGCGGCAAAUCCAAGAAUCGAUGUUAUACAAGCGAAUGCAAGAUGGCAAACCCUAUACCGAUAUGUCAGCUAUGCACAUACAAAGUCUAGGUUUGAAUGUAGAGGGGGUGGAAGAAAACCAUGGCCACAGAAAGGUUUGGGUAGAGCUAGGCAUGGUUCAAUUAGAAGUCCACUUUUUCGUGGAGGAGGUGUAAUUCAUGGUCCAAAGUCACCGACUCCUCAUUUUUUCAUGUUGCCUUUCUAUACCAGAAUUCUGGGUCUAACAAGCACUUUGUCUGUGAAGCUAGCUCAAGAUGACUUACACAUUGUAGAUAAUUUGGAAAUACCUACAGAUGAAAGUACCUAUUUAGAAGAACUUGUUAAAACCAGGAAUUGGGGGCCAUCUGUGUUGUUUGUUGAUACGGAGGAUAUCAUGCCAAGAAACAUUACAGCUGCUUCCGAUGCUGUGAAGCAUUUCAAUCUGAUGCCAGUAUAUGGUUUGAAUGUGUACUCAAUGUUGAAACAUGAUACACUUGUACUUACUAGGUCAGCUGUCGAUACUAUAGAAAGUAAGAUACUAACUCAUUUGCAUAAAAGUGAUACUACAGCUUGUUUGUCAAAAUACAAAGUAGAUCAGAAAUAAUAAAUCAUAUAUUUAGUAUAUAAGA
Molecule: messenger RNA, 944 nt
Organism: Acanthoscelides obtectus
Lineage: Eukaryota; Metazoa; Arthropoda; Insecta; Coleoptera; Chrysomelidae
Source: the annotation of a GenBank genome assembly